GGGCCGGCAGGAUCCGGCAAGUCCAGUCUCGUUCGAGAACUUGCAAGCAUGUUUGCGUUUGACGAACACACCGCAGCUCACCAUGACGAUCAGCUGCUAGAGAUUCAUGUCGAUGAAGAAACGGAUACAAAAACUUUAGUUGGAUCAUACACUACGACCGACGUUCCCGGCGAGUUUGAGUGGAGACCAGGCGCCUUGACGAGAGCGAUUCGAUCUGGUAAAUGGGUACUGUUGGAGGACUUGGAUUCUAUUCCCAUUGAGAUCCAGGCUUCGUUAGUGCAGUUGUUAAAAAGUAGACUGUUGCCACUAGGGAACGGAAAAGUCGAGCGAUGUCACCCAAACUUUCGUCUUUUCGGAACGUUGACUAUUCUGCCCGAUGUGAUUCAUCCAGGAUCAGUCGGUGGCAAACGAAUACUGAGCCCCACGAUGUGGAGACAUAUACGAAUAGAACCUCUGCCUCUUUCGGAGCUGAAAGAAAUCGCUGUUUCGAUGCACAAAGAGGUCCCCGGCUUCGUUGUUGACUGUGUUUUGAAAGUCUUUACUGCCCUCGAUCAAAGUGGUCGAACAACCGCAAUAGAAGACGAUUUUAUGGACGGCCUCCAACUCUUGACACGGGCAAUAAUUGGAAGAAAUCCUUCAGUUCGGGAUCUUUUUAAAGUUCUAACCCUUUGCUUGGCCGAAACGUAUGAUAUUUUUGUCGCAGCUUGCCCUGAUCGGAAUUUUAAAGAAGAAUGUCUCAGAAGUAUUUUUGCACCAACUUGGGGGGUGUCGGCUGACUUGGCUCUAUCUUACAUUGAUAGAAGGCGGCCGGAACCUGUAGUUUACCCAGCGUACACUGAAGUUGGUAGAGCAAGAAUACCUAUUCCUGAGCUUUAUAUUCGGCCGAACACUGACAAAGAAACGUUUGCUCAAACAAGCUAUGCUCUUCGCUUGAUGGAGUCGAUCGGAGUCUGUAUCGCGGAAAAUGAGCCAACUCUUUUGGUCGGUGAAACCGGCUGUGGGAAGACAACAAUCCUACAGCAUCUCGCGAGACUUUCUGGAAGAGAUCUUGUUGUACAAAAUCUCUCUUUGCAAACCGAUUCAACAGAUCUUCUCGGUGGAUUUCGACCGCUGGAGAUACAGCAGGUGGCUCGAAGUGUAUACCAGAAUUUUGUAGACCUUUUCACGUCUUCUUUCUCUAGAAAGCAGAACGCUGAUUUCCUGGCAUUUACCUCUGAUGCAAUGAAAAGAGGGAACUGGAAAAGAUUGUCUCAAUGCUUCAGAAAAGCAGCCAAGCUUGGAAUAGAUAAGGUCAAAGAACGAAGCUGGGAUUCCGAAUCGUCUUCGGUGGCAGCUUCCUGGAGACGUUUUGAGAAGAGCACUGGGCGUUUCGAGCAGCAACGACUUGCUUGCAAUUCAGGGUUGGCCUUUGUCUUCGCGGAAGGUGCGCUAAUAGAGGCUAUUACAAGAGGGAAGUGGGUAUUGUUGGACGAGAUCAACUUGGCCAGUUCGGAAACGCUUCAAAGAUUGUGCGGGCUGCUUGAUGAUCCGACCAGCAGUAUCACUUUGACCGAAAGAGGUGAUGGUGAACCCGUCGAACGGCACCCUGACUUUCGGUUAUUUGCAGCAAUGAACCCAGCAACCGAUUCAGGAAAGAAAGAUCUGCACGCUAGUAUCCGGUCUCGAUUUACAGAGUUGUACGUAGACGAAUUGCUCGAUCCGCUGGAGCUAAGGGUGGUUGCCGAACGCUACAUUUGUGCAGUUCUUCCGGUGACUGACACACCUCCUGAACACACGGAGACUGUGGUCAAGGCCGUUGAUGUAUAUCUCGAAUGCCGUUCACUCGCGGAACGUGUCUUGGUCGACGGCAGUGGUCAAAAACCUAGAUACACUCUUCGCACUCUAUCAAGAGCCUUGACUGCAUCCCAAAUCUACGUUCUUCAGCAAAAGCUCCCACUCCAGCGAGCACUUUAUGAAGGCUUUGAACUUGCAUUCCAGGGCCCGCUAAGUCAGACUUCACUGAAACCUUUUUGUGAUCUUCUCACCCAAGCAUUUGCUUCCGGGUUGAAAAAGGAAGAGAUGGAUCAUCCCGGUCGUCGACCAGGAGGAACCGCUGCAGUAGAUCGCUUCGCACUAAUUAAACCUUUUUGGAUUGAGAAAGGUCCCCUGGAGUCGAUAGAUUGGUCGGAGCUCAACAGUAAUGCCAGGUCAAAGUUUGUUUUGACACGGAGCACCACUAACAAUUUACGUCGACUCGCCCGGGCAGUAGCAUCAGGGCCUUGGCCGAUUCUUUUGGAAGGGCCCACUAGCGCCGGGAAGACAUCCUUGGUGGAAUACUUAGCGGCACGUUGUGGUCAUCACGUUAUUCGUAUUAACAAUCACGAACACACCGACGUGCAGGAGUAUACGGGGAGCUUUGCCGCCGACUCGAGUGGUCGUCUUGCUUUUCAAGACGGCUUACUCGCCUUGAAUCGUCUUUUGGAUGACAAUAGAGAGCUUUAUCUCCCUGAAACCAACGAGACUGUCCGUCCUAAACAUGGAUUCAGGCUUUUUGCGACACAAAACCCAAGCGGCGUAUAUGGAGGCAGAAAACCGCUUUCUAGGGCCUUUCGAAAUCGAUUCACUGAACUUCACUUGGACGAUAUUCCUAGUAGCGAAAUGAUUACCAUUCUAGAGAAACGGUCCGGAUGUCCACCUCAACACGCCAAGAUUUUAGUCUCAAUCAUGGAUGCUCUUCGACUGAAGCGUAGUAAAAGUGGAGUGUUCUUGGGAAAGAACAGCUUCAUUACUCCACGGGACCUGUUGAGGUGGGCAGAGCGACAUGCAACCGGGAAGAUUGAACUAGCCCACGAAGGUUUCAUGCUUUUGGGAGAGCGGUUGCGGACAAGGGAAGAAAAGGAUUGUGUCCGAGAAGAAAUUGAGAAACAUCUAAACGUAAAAAUCGACCUGGAGACACUCUACUUCAGUGAGUCCUCGGAAGCGAGAUCAGUUCUCCACCCUACGAUCGCCCCGACGAGGUCUUUGCUGAGGCUAGUCACGUUGGUGCUCCGCUGUGUCAGGCAACGUGAACCAGUUCUUCUCGUUGGAGAUACGGGAUGCGGAAAAACAACAGCGGUUCAGCUUCUCAGUUGUGUAUUGGAGUCCGAACUUCAUACCAUCAAUUGUCACGCCACAACCGAAACCUCUGACCUUUUAGGUGGGUUGCGGCCUGUUAGAGAUCUGGCUCGGGCAUACAAUGCUUUGUUUGAAUGGUCCGAUGGUCCGCUUGUGAAAGCGGUCAAGGCUGGAGAUAUGAUCCUGCUCGAUGAGAUAAGUCUUGCCGAAGAUGCAGUUUUGGAGAGACUGAAUUCGGUGUUGGAACCAUCGCGCACCCUCGUUCUGGCGGAGAAAGGCUCAGCAGACGACGUUGAGAGUCGAGUUCUCAUCGCGCACGAAUGCUUUCAGCUUUUCGCGACCAUGAAUCCUGGGGGGGAUUUUGGAAAGCGUGAGCUCAGCCCGGCACUUCGAAGUAGAUUCACAGAAAUUUGGGUACCUGCUGUUACGGAUAGUGCCGAUAUUGAUUUUGUCCUAGAGCGCUCCCUAGCACAAAGUGCUUUCGAGGAAGGGACACGAAAUGACGUAAAGCGGAAAAUGAUAGAAUACUUCAACUGGUUCAAUGAACACCUCUGUACCGAUCCUUCGCGUCCCUAUGCCGAACUGGCGCUUUCUCUCCGUGACAUCUUGACGUGGGCAGCUUUUAUUACAGCUUGCACGCAGGCUGGCGACGACCUUGACAUAUGGGGAAUAUACUACCACGGCGCUUGUCUUAUGCAUUUGGAUGGGCUGGGACUCGGAACUGCACUUGCCUCGCACGAUUCCGCAUCGGCCAAAAAUAAAGCCAUUGAAUUCUUGAUGGAACAUGUUCCAGUAGAUAAAAGGUCAACGCUUGGUGUGAUGACGAAUGGCUUCAAUGUUCUGGAUGCAAAAUUUGGUUGCAAUACUUUCCGUAUUCCGGUCGGUCAAGAUCAUGUUGCGGAAGCUGACUUCAACUUGGAGGCUCCGACUACAUCUGUAAAUAUUUUCCGAAUUCUCCGGGCAAUGCAACUUUCAAAGCCAGUACUGCUCGAAGGAUCCCCGGGGGUGGGAAAGACGACGCUUGUGGCUGCGCUGGCAGCAGCUUCCGGGCAUAAGCUUGUGAGAAUCAACCUUUCCGACCAAACCGACAUUUCCGAUUUGUUCGGCAGCGAUCUCCCUGUUCCGGAAAAGGAUGCGUCCGGGAAUAACUCAGCCUCCUUUAGUUGGUGUGACGGCGUUCUACUGUCCGCUAUCAAAAAGGGAGACUGGGUGCUAUUAGAUGAAUUAAACCUAGCGUCUCAGGCGGUGCUGGAAGGUCUGAACAGCUGUCUCGACCAUAGAGCAAGUGUUUACAUUCCGGAACUAGGUAGUUCUUUCAGAUGUCCUGCGUCCUUCCGAAUUUUUGCCGCACAGAACCCGUUGGCACAAGGUGGAGGGAGGAAAGGCCUUCCUAAGUCGUUUUUGAAUCGGUUCACCAAGGUUUUUGUUGAUUCUUUAACAGACGACGAUCUUCGCGUUAUUUUGACAGCAAAAUUUCCAUCAUUGGAUGAAAAGCUCAUCGACCGUGUGAUUGCAUUUAACAGUCGGAUAAACUGUGAUGUUGUUCAAGAUCGCCUGUAUGGUCAGUCCGGUGCACCGUGGGAGUUCAAUUUGAGAGACGUUUUUCGAUGGUGUGAGCUGCUACGAUUUGAUCUUUUCGGGCAAAUAUCAAUUUCCCUUCCUCUGGUGCUUGCCCGAGACCUGUAUUUUCAACGUUUCAGAGCACAACAUGACCGGGAAAUUGCGAAAGAACGUUAUCUGUCAAUCUUCGGAUCCGUGGAUCAGAAGGACCCCAGAUGUAAACUAGCAACGACUCCGCUCGAAGUCCUUGUGGGUAGUGUCAGAUUAGCACGGUUGCGAGGUCCGGAUAUCACACGCGGUCCCUAUGUCGUAGAGAGUCCGCUUUCGCUCAUUCACUUUCAAGCACUCGAAGCGGUAGCUCGAUGCAUUUCAAAAAAUUGGCCUUGCCUACUUGUAGGGCCGGCGGUAGUGGGGAAGAGCUCGACAAUUGGUUGCCUCGCCGAAUUAACAGGGCGAAAGCUAGUCGAGAUAUGUCUGUCUCCAUCCUCUGACGUUUCUGAGCUUGUGGGGUGCUUUGAGCAAGUUGAUGGACUUGAGGACUACAGGGUAGCGUUCGCGUCUAUCUGCCGUGUGGCUGAGGAAUAUCUGCUGCUUGGCGGAUCGGAGACUGAAAAACUCAGAUCUAGAGUCGAUCUGAACCCCAUCGUAUGGGAUGAUCUGGCGGCUUCUCGCGAUCUUUUGCUCAAUUACAAUGGAAAAAUGUCAACGAUAGGCGGUCACUUUGUUUGGAAAGACGGUAUUCUUAUCGAAGCGAUGGAAAAGGGUUACUGGCUUCAUUUAAAGCAUGUCAACCUUUGCCCAGCUUCGGUGCUUGAUCGUUUGAAUUCUGUGAUGGAACCAAAUGGAAGUUUGUUGUUGGCAGAGUGCAGUUCAGCGGGGGAGGACGGAGGAACAAGGCAUCGUCAAGUCCAUUGCCACCCUGACUUUCGGAUCUUUCUCUCUAUGAAUCCUGAAUAUGGGGAGGUUUCAAGGGCGAUGCGGAACAGAUGCGUGGAGAUAGCGUUGAUGGACCACCCGGCUCUGGCAUAUGAGGG
Molecule: messenger RNA, 5687 nt
Organism: Phaeodactylum tricornutum CCAP 1055/1
Lineage: Eukaryota; Bacillariophyta; Bacillariophyceae; Surirellales; Neidiaceae
Exons: 7
Biological process (GO): rRNA processing; ribosomal large subunit assembly
Cellular component (GO): preribosome, large subunit precursor
Molecular function (GO): ATP binding; ATP hydrolysis activity
Source: RefSeq, a predicted model, not a curated record